Sus scrofa (pig) is the source of this 1317-nucleotide messenger RNA. The record is from RefSeq and is a predicted model, not a curated record. NCBI's taxonomy places the organism in Eukaryota, Metazoa, Chordata, Mammalia, Artiodactyla, Suidae.
ACCACAAGUCUAUUCUCCAAGUCCAUGAAUUCUACCUCUGCAGUUUAUUAGGUACAUCACUCUGAUAAAAUUACCACACCUCUUUAACCCUCAGUUUCCUUUUCUAUUCAACAGAAAUCAUAAUGAUGCAAAACUCACAGAAUUGUUGUGACACAAUGCAUAGAACAUGCUUAGGCCAGUGCCUGAAACAUGGAAGAUACUCACAUACAGUAGCUAUUUAUAACCCUCUGUCUUGCCUACAAGGAAGUAACUGUGAAAAUAUCUCAAACUUCCAACCAUACAUACUCUAGUUACCCACUCUAAGAAAAAAGAGGUAGAUUAAACAUGCAAGAAAAAAGUAGGAGUCCUCUUAAUUUCAACACGUAGACAACAAUGGAAAGAGCUAAUGACAGCACCUUCUCUGGAUUCAUUCUCCUGGGCUUCUCCAAUCGGCCUCAGCUGGAAACCGCUCUGUCUGUGCUCAUCCUGAUCAUCUACUUUUUGAGCUUCUUAGGCAAUGGCACCAUUAUACUUCUGUCACUUGUGGAUUCUCACCUCCACACCCCUAUGUAUUUCUUCCUCUCCAAUCUCUCUUUUAUGGACCUGUGUUUGACUACUUGCACUGUCCCCCAGACAGUGGCCAACUUUAAGGGAAAGGACAAGAGCAUCACCUAUGGUGGUUGUGUGACCCAGCUCUUCAUUGCCUUGGGACUUGGGGGUGUAGAAUGUGUCCUCCUGUCUGUCAUGGCCUAUGACCGCUAUGCAGCUGUGUGCCGCCCACUCCACUACAUGCUGAUCAUGCAUCCUCAGCUUUGCUCACAGCUGGUGGCAACUGCUUGGCUCACGGGGUUUGGCAAUUCUGUAGUACAGACAGCACUGACCAUGACUCUUCCUCUCUGUGGCAAAAACCAAGUGGACCAUUUCUUCUGUGAAGUUCCAGCGAUGCUGAAACUGGCCUGCACCAACACCUCCAUCAAUGAGGCUGAGCUCUUUGCUGUCAGUGUCCUCUUCUUGGUGGUGCCCCUGUCACUUAUCUUAGUGUCCUAUGGCCACAUUACCCAUGCAGUCCUGAAGAUAAAGUCAGCCCAGGGGAGGCGCAAGGCUUUUGGAACUUGUGGUUCUCACUCAAUGGUAGUGAUUGUUUUCUUCGGGACACUCAUCUCCAUGUACCUCCAGCCUCCCUCCAGUUACUCUCAGGAUGUAAAUAAAAGCAUUGCGCUCUUCUAUACUCUGGUGACUCCCCUGCUGAAUCCCCUGAUUUACACUUUGAGAAACAACGAAGUCAAAGGGGCACUAAGAAGACUAGUGAGGAGAACACCAGACUCGAGACAGAGCUAG